Molecule: messenger RNA, 892 nt
Organism: Apaloderma vittatum (bar-tailed trogon)
Lineage: Eukaryota; Metazoa; Chordata; Aves; Trogoniformes; Trogonidae
Gene: PPIL6
Product: peptidylprolyl isomerase (cyclophilin)-like 6
Exons: 8
Biological process (GO): protein peptidyl-prolyl isomerization
Molecular function (GO): peptidyl-prolyl cis-trans isomerase activity
Source: RefSeq, a predicted model, not a curated record
AUGGGCCCACAGCGGGUGACGGUGACAGUGGUGGGGCUGCUCCAGGACCCGGCUUUCCACGUGGCCAAGUGCGCAGCAGAGGCUCUGAAGCUGAAGUUUCCAAGCAAGUUUGCAGAUCCUGUAAUAGAGCCUUUAGUAGAAUUUGCAUGGCAUGAAUAUUUACAGAAGAAAAAGAAGGAACUGAGAGGUGAGGUAUGGGCGUACACCUCCUCAGUGAUGUGCUUCAUUGAUGGCCAGCUGCUGGGGGACAAGAGGGAUCUGCUCAAGUGGUCUUACAGUGAGUGGGGCUAUCACGACACCAAGCCUGAGGCACUUCACCGGGCGAUUGCUGAGGAUUUCUACAGCAAAUACCUGAAAAACAGACAGCACGUGUUUGUGUACAUGGAGAUAGCCAUCGAGGAACGGCCUAUCGGGAGGCUGCUGUUUGAGCUCUUUUCAGACGCGUGUCCCAGGACCUGUGAGAAUUUCCGCGCCCUGUGCACCGGAGGAGUGAAGUCUCUCCACGACGGCCGGGAGCUCACCUACAAAAAUUCCCUUUUUCAUCGCCUUGUGAAAAAUGGGUGGAUCCAAGGAGGAGACAUCAUAACUGGAAAGGGAGAUGGAGGAGAGUCAAUUUAUGGUCCUACCUUUGAAGAUGAAAGCUUCUCCAUCCCUCACAAGGGAAGAGGAGUCCUCGGGAUGGCCAACAAGGGUCGCCACAGCAACGGCUCGCAGUUCUACAUCACCUUCCAGCCAGCUCCCUACCUGGACAAAAAAUACGUGGCUUUCGGGCAACUGAUCGAGGGCACGGAGGUCCUCCAGAAACUGGAAAUUGUACCUACAAAUAAUGAAAGGCCUACGGUAGCUUGCAAGAUUAUUAAUUGUGGGACCUUUGUGGAGGAAUCGCCAGCCG